GAAUCAUCGAUACCCCCCUCUUCUAAACCCAAUAUCCUUCGCUUCUCUGCUCGUUUUCUUCAAUUCGAUUCUUUCUUCCUUCGAUUCUUUCUCUCCUUUAUCGAUUGAUCCCAACAUCAUCCUUCGCCGUGCCCGAAUUCGGUUCUAGGGUUAGGGUUUUGGGAAUUCCUGAUACUUAUUCGAUUUUCGUAAACAUUUUCCUCUGAUCUGAUUAAAUUAAAGGCUAUAUAUCACUUUUCUUGAUUGAAUUUCAUCUGGGUUGUUUGAAUUUUUGUACUUUUUCUUUUGAUUCGGCUCUGUCAGUGCCGUUGAAUUUCGUGGAUUCUUUUUGAAUAUCGUUGAAAUUUAUUGGUGUUACUUUUCAUACACAAGGUUCUUCUGUUGCUUUUUCCUUUCCGUUUUUCCUUCUAAAUCAUUCUGUAAUUCCCGCCCCACUAUUUUCAUUGCUUUCGAAUCAGUCUACCUAUCCUCAGCUCCCUCAACUGUAAACAAAUUUUCUGGACUGCUAUUUUCAGGUUAGAACCAGCUCAUGCAUCUCAGUCAUACAAAAUUGAAAUUUGCACUUUUAAUGCCUUAUUAGUCUUGUUUUUAUUGCUAAAUACAAUGCUGCCUUUAUGGAUUCUUUUUUGUGCCUUUUGGACUAGUGUUUCUCGAUUCUUCAUCCAUUUGUAAGCUUUUUCUGGAAUUAUCCUCCUCUUUGAAGCUUACUUUUUCUGUUAUCUAUUUUAUGUAGAGGUUAGAUUCGCUGCAUUAUGAUACUUGUACAUAGAAUAGAUUUUUAAAGCAUCUAAGUGCAUUAAGUUCUGAAAUUUUCACUCUGAAAUAUAGUUGCUUUGGACUUGCAGGAUCAAAAUGAUUCACAAGCGUCCCUAUGUUGAAGAGGAUUCUCAGGAGGUUGCUUGUAAGAACCAAAGACUGGAGAGCACCAAUCACCUUUCACAAGUUGUCAAUGGGUUUAUUCCUUAUGAUUGCCACAAGAAUUCCCUAAUCUCCGGUGAAGAUGGGGACAGCUUCAGUAAAUGCAAUGAAAAUGGAGUUGAUGCUUCCAGCUGCAUUCCCCAUUUUUUGUGGGUAAACAGAAAUAUUAUGGAAGCAGAUGCUGACUUAGAGACACCACUUAAUUUGUCACUGUUUCCAGAGUAUUUUGCACCUGGACAUGGUUUAAGGGCUUUACUUCAGUGUGAUGAGCCCUAUUCAUCUCUUAUUGAUUAUUCUCAUCGGAGACUAGUUCCUAUUGGAUCAGAGUAUCAAGCUGAUGUUCCAGAAUGGAAUCAAUGGGUUUUGAAGAGCACUUCAAAUCAUCUAGAUACUUUAGACUCUCAAGUUGAAACUGCACUAUCAUCAGAAUCAGACCUUAUUGGUACUUGUGUCAUUCCCAUGCCUGACAGAGAAGCUCCUCAAAACUAUUCUUGUGAAGGUUGGAGAAACAAAUUUGAUUGUCAGUGCCUUGAUCAGGGUUCUGUCAGAUGCACAGCACAACAUGUGGAAGAAGCUAGGGAGAAACUUAAGGAGAACCUUGGACUUGAUAUUUUUGAGCAAUUGGGUUUCUACGACAUGGGAGAGGAGGUUGCGAAAAAAUGGACGCAAGAAGAAGAGCAAGAAUUCCAUGAGGUUGUGCUUGCCAACCCUAUGUCAUUGGGCAAGAACUUUUGGGACGAUCUCCCUCGGUUUUUCCUGUCUCGAACAAAGGAGGACCUUGUCAGCUAUUAUUUUAAUGUCUAUGUGCUCAGGAAACGUGCCAAACAGAAUCGAUUUGACCCUGUCAACAUUGAUAGUGAUGAUGAUGAGUGGCAGAAACCUGAACAUGAAUCAGCUGUAGAAGAUGACGACUCAGUAGUUGAAUCUCCACCUGAUCAAGUUGUUUCUGCCUACCAUAAUGAUAAUCAUAUUGAAGAUUGCCAUGAAGGCAUCCAGGAUGAGGAUGAGAUGGAUUCUUGUGAAGAUCUGUCAGGUGCUGUAUGCAGAGAUAGAACUGAUGGGGAAGAUGAGGGAGAUAUAGAUGAAAUCUCUGAACCCCACAUUGAACAUCUCACUAGUGGAAAUGAGAGUGGCUUCCUAGUUUUGGGUAAGAUGCAAAAAACUCAUGCAGAUGAUUAUGAUAUUCAAGAUGAUUCGUGCACAUCAUUUGAGUAUCAAAGAGAAAUAGUUGAUUGUGGAGAUCCAUCUGAGACAGGGAUGGAUGUAAAUCAGCCUAGUGAAGACUAACAUAUCUUCUGGCUCUUACUAUCUAAUAAUCUGAUGAAGGGAACAAUUAGCAAUAUGUUCAGGAGUGUGGAGCUUCGAUAUCAAGUCAUCAUUGAAGAGAGAUCUUUUAUUUGCAUGGUGUUCGACUGAAUUGUUUUCCUUGGAGGUUAGAUGCCGAUCACUAUCCAUUGGCUUGGCUUCUCUUCAAUCUCAAAAACAUAUUGGCUUGGAUGGCCUUACGAGGAUUGCUUUAACGGUCAAAGAAUAUUGCUGAUUAUGAUGGAACAUCAUCCUAUCAGGUUUGAGGGCUUUUCUAGUUUUCCUUGAAAUGUUCUGCAUGUAGCAGACGAGGGAACCAUAGAUUAUAAAUUAUUUAAAAGGUGGAUGUUGGUGGUACCUCGAUCUUUGCCUUCAGUCUGCAGCUUGCAUAAUGUUUGAAGCAAGACGGAAUGCAAUGUGAGUGGAAGAGGUAGAUUAAUUGAUGACUACAAUGUCAGGAUGGCUUCUCGUGGAAUUGGAUUUCGACUUGUCAUUAUUUUUUGAAUUAUUUGUUGUUUUAAGCGUUUAGCAAUGCAUCAUUUACUUGAGCAAAGAUGGCUUUGCUACCAUUUUGUUGUACAGACAUGUGAGAAUAAAUUCCAUUCAGUUUCAUUCCAAGUUCAUGACUAAAAUGUUUUGCCUGUU
Rubroshorea leprosula is the source of this 2868-nucleotide messenger RNA. Lineage: Eukaryota; Viridiplantae; Streptophyta; Magnoliopsida; Malvales; Dipterocarpaceae. The record is from the annotation of a GenBank genome assembly.